Messenger RNA from Spirometra erinaceieuropaei, 944 nucleotides. NCBI's taxonomy places the organism in Eukaryota, Metazoa, Platyhelminthes, Cestoda, Diphyllobothriidea, Diphyllobothriidae. The record is from the annotation of a GenBank genome assembly.
AUGGCUGCCCAACCGAAGGUUAGUCGAGCGGAGAACGACAAUGCUGACGCGGUAACAGGUGCGUAUCUGGCAACUUUCUUCUACAUUUGGCUUUUUUCGUGUCCACUUCCAUGACACUUAUUUCCUUCCAGAGCUUGAUCAUGAAAUCCUCGAAAGCGUCGAUGCUGUGCAGGAGGCUAUUGACAGCCUCAACAAACAAGCCAGCGCCGAAAUUCUCAGGGUAGAACAGAAGUUCAAUGUCAUGCGGAAACCGCACUAUAAACAACGUGCUGAUCUCCUCGCCAAAAUCCCGAACUUCUGGCUGACAGUUUUCAUGAAUCACCUGCAGAUUCGCAAAAUGAUCACGGAGGAGGACGAAAAGGUCCUAACCCACCUGAAGGCAGUCGAAGUUCAGGAGUUCGAUGACAUAACCUCUGGCUACAAGAUUCACUUUGUAAGAACUUCUUUUAGCUUCUAUAUCCCUCCAUAGCACUUUAACAAGAACGAUUACUUCAAGAACGAAGUUAUCACAAAAGAGUACCGUGUCGGUGAGAAGGGGGAGCCAACUGCGACUUCAACAAAGAUCGAAUGGUUCCCUGAUAAAGACCUGACGGAGAUGAAGGACAAUGGUCGCGAGGGUCAAAAACGACCCUAUCCACAGCAGUCGAGCUUUUUCUGCUGGUUCUCGGAUGACUGGGAUGCUGUGGGCGAUGUUAUCGGCGAAAGCAUCAAAGAUGAACUAUGGCCAAACCCCCUGCAGUUCUACUUGAACCCUGAUCUGGACUCGGAUGACGUUGAAGGUAGGUAAAACAAAACUAUUUUGCUCAGGACUGAAUUAACAACAAAUAACAGACGACAUUUUAGAUGAAGAUGAGGAGGACGAAGACGAAGAGGAUGACGAGGAUGGCAACGAACUGGGCUACGACGAACUCGCCGACCGCGAAGACGCACCCAAGUCGUCAUAA